GAGUGGUCACUGAGGGAUGUGUGGUGUAACGUGUGACUGAAAAAGACCGACUGUAGUUUCUCGGAGAGUAUCCGUACUCGUUCCGUACCCCCGUAAAUAACAGACUGAAUCUAGUCAGCCCCCCGCGAGUAUCCCAGCUGCGUGUAUUUAUUUAUAUUUAUUGUACAAAAGACUUUUAAAAUAGCUGACACAAUGUCCGUGGACAAGGAGGAACUGGUGCAGCGCGCAAAGCUCGCCGAGCAGGCUGAGAGGUACGAUGACAUGGCAGCCGCGAUGAAGGCUGUCACCGAAACGGGGGUUGAACUCUCGAACGAGGAAAGGAAUCUACUGUCCGUCGCGUACAAGAACGUCGUCGGAGCAAGGCGCAGCUCGUGGCGGGUCAUCUCCUCCAUUGAGCAGAAGACCGAAGGCUCCGAGCGCAAACAGCAGAUGGCCAAGGAGUACCGGGAAAAGGUUGAGAAGGAAUUGCGCGAGAUCUGCUACGACGUUCUGCAGGGACUCCUGGACAAGUACCUGAUCCCCAAGGCCAGCAAUGCUGAGAGCAAAGUAUUCUACCUCAAGAUGAAGGGUGACUACUACAGGUAUCUUGCAGAGGUCGCCACUGGCGAGACCAGAAACGCUGUGGUAGACGACAGCCAGAAGGCAUACCAGGACGCGUUCGAAAUCAGCAAGGCAAAGAUGCAGCCCACUCACCCGAUCAGGCUAGGUCUCGCCCUCAACUUCUCCGUCUUCUAUUACGAGAUUCUCAACUCCCCAGACAAGGCCUGCCAACUGGCCAAACAGGCGUUCGAUGACGCGAUUGCGGAGUUGGACACAUUGAACGAGGACAGCUAUAAAGAUUCCACGUUGAUCAUGCAGCUGCUGCGUGAUAACCUCACUCUCUGGACCAGUGACACGCAGGGCGACGGGGACGAACCACAGGAGGGCGGCGAUAACUAACCCUCCUAAGCUUAAGUCCUACCCUUUCUAACCCAAUAAAAACAUCCUAUUCUCUAUCGUUCCCAUCCCUUAAAAAAAAAGCCACCCCCCUGACCACCACACCAAGCAACCAAAACCGCCCAGCCGACCAUCAUAAAAGAGGCCAACCUCCUUUUCAAAACCUGUCUUACGUUCUGGCUGACCUUAAAAUCAGUCCUGACCUUUCAUUUCCUAGCUUCUGUUUCUUCCUUGACCCUCCUCCUCCUCUUCCUCCUCGGAGACUGACCUCUCUCCUGGCAUCACCGCACGUCCCUGCUCUGCUGCCGCCGCCGCUCCACCAGAAGACACCCACUGGACCACCUUUUCUCGUUGGCCAAGUGAUCAUCGUUCCUCUGCGACCGUCAUCGAUUCCGCGCAUCCUGCUGAUUGGAGAGCAAUGCAACAAGGAGAGAGACCAGGGAGCGAGGAGAGGGCGCAGUUCACCGAGGACAAUGACGAUCAGUCCUUGAACUUGUAACUCAUGGAUGGUACGUGCUCUCCGUCGAGAACGAAGAGAAAGAGAAGAUAGACAACUGAGAGACGGUCGGUUAACACGACUAUUUCUUUGGCGCCGUACGGCACCCAUAUUCAUCGCAUAAGCAACCACCGGUUAUCCAACCAAGGAUCAUUGAUCACGUACAAUACCUAUUUUACCAUUGUCAUCAUGGGACUGCAAGGAAUGCCAUAAUGUUCCACGUCUGAGAGAGUGUGAGAGAGAGGGAGAGAGAGAGAGAGAGAGAUUUAGCAGCGAGAGACCGAUGAACGAGAGAGAUGGGAUAUAACAAGACCAGGAAGAUGAAAAAGUUGGCGUAUGGCCGUAAACCGAUGUCGUGUCUAUUUUAUUUGGUAGUAAUGCCCCCGUACCAAAAGUAUGUGAACGUAAGGUGUUAAUAUUAUGUGGGACAUUGAGAGGAUGGUCACGUGCGAGUUUCGUACGUCGUUCGCCGGUACAGGAGACAGAACGGAAGAAAGGGCGAAGAAAGAAAGACCCUAGAGGGGAAGCACAAGAGAAAAAUUAAUAUAGAGGAUUCGAUAUCGAGGAACACUGGCUUUAUAUACCGGAUGUGCUAAUAUCAGAGAAUUCGGCAGACUUUAUUCACGUCCUCCUGGAAUUAGAGUUUCACUAACGGAAGAGCUUAAGGAAUCGCAAGGAUCCCUCCGCGUGUUUUCAGUGCGAGAGAAAACGCCCGUGGAAAUAACCGAGGAUGCAUGGAAUAAGAUAUGGAAGAAAGCAAAAUCAACCAACUUAUCGCUAUCCAAUCUCUAUUUACUUUUACCACCUAAAUAAUGCUAAAGCAAAAAAAAAAAGAUUUAAAGGAAAACAAAAUAAUUGAAACCAACAAACAACGUAUGAUACUACUACAUUAUACCCAGUUGUCAUUAAAUUAAAAAUUUCACAUUGUCUAGCGAGUACGAUAUUAUUAUAUGAAAGGAAAGAGUGCAGGAGGAGAAAGGAGAGUUUAAAAAAAAAAUACAUUAAGUUAUUAAGUUCCAAAACAAA
Molecule: messenger RNA, 2458 nt
Organism: Cephus cinctus (wheat stem sawfly)
Lineage: Eukaryota; Metazoa; Arthropoda; Insecta; Hymenoptera; Cephidae
Gene: 14-3-3zeta
Product: 14-3-3 protein zeta
Exons: 5
Coding region: 193-939 (248 amino acids)
Biological process (GO): signal transduction
Cellular component (GO): cytoplasm
Source: RefSeq, a predicted model, not a curated record